AAUUAAUUAAUCAUAAACGCUGCAAUGUACCGAAACGCAAGGUAUUGGUUUAAAACAGAGACAAAGAAUCAAGGUUGAAACCAAUUUUAAUACACCGUGCGGUACCUGUGCCACCCGUUGCAAGGUUGCGAUCGCCACCUCCGCCAAUCGCCGCAAGAAAAGCGUAAUAACAGGUGGCUCCGCGUCGCGGCAGGUGGAUUAGUUUAUUUUUUUUCUUUUUCCACCUUUCCCAGUCGGUCUUGUUGGUGUAUGUUCCCCUAUUGUUUUCAAGCAAUGCACAAGCACAUAGUACCACCACACACCGUACAGUACUUGACAGGGCGUAUUGAAGGCAUCGUGUACGAAAUUUGAUCCGCGAUCGUGCGAGCCAACAAGUGUCAGCAGGGGAAACGAGAGAAAUAAUGAUUCCAAGGAGAAAUACGUCGUGAUAGAUGCAAUUAAUUGCAUCGUUGCCCGUGGAACAGGUAGAGGUUAUACGUACAAUAUUUUUGUCAGUGAUAUACGUAUGAAAGCUCGUAGCUGUGGUAAAACAAACAGCGAAAUAAUGCCGCCGUCGUCCCAUACGAAUUGGACGAAGCCUCUUCUGAAGAAUAGACAAACGAUGCAGAUGCAAGCGAAACGAACAACAUGCACGACACAAAAUCAAAAUUCAAACGGUAGUGGUACAGAACACAGUGGUAUUCCGCUCGACAGGAGAAUUAAAGUCGUUCUGGUAGGCGAUGGUGCUGUUGGAAAGACCAGCCUCGUUGUUUCUUAUUCAACGAAUGAUUUCCCUGGAGAAUAUGUGCCCACUGCUUUCGAUAAUUAUAAUGUGGUUGUUAAUGUUGAUGGCCAACCAGUAAAUAUUCAGCUAUGCGAUACAGCAGGACAAGAUGACUUUGAUCCUUUGCGAUCAUUGUGUUAUCCAGAAACAGAUGUGUUCUUAGUCUGCUUUAGUGUCGUAUGCCCUUCUUCUUACCAUAGCGUAUCAUCACGUUGGAUAAAUGAAAUACGAAAAUACUGCCCAAAUGCACCUAUUAUCUUGGUAGGCACCAAGAGCGAUUUAAGGGCAGAUGUACAUCUAACGUUACAAUUAGAAAGAUAUGGCCAAACACCAAUUACAACUACUAAAGGGCAUCAAUUGGCUCAGAGAGUAGGUGCUGUAAGUUAUGUAGAGACGUCUGCAUUAACUCAACAUGACCUUAAAGAGGCAUUUGAUCAAGCGAUAGUUAGCGCUCUUAACACAAGACGAGGUGGUGCUAGUUUAUUAUAUAGACGUAGGAAACCUUUAUCAUUAUGGCGCAGAUGGCUGUGUUGUUGGGAGAGGCCUUCAAGCGGUGGACAAGUAUAAUUAUUAGACUUUUUAGAAUGCCCUCUGUGAUCAAUUGCGGCUACUUUGUUAUCGGAAUUCUUAAAUCUUAUUAUUUUACUUAGCUGAGAGACUAAAUUCUGCUAAUGGAAUUAAGGUAUUUGUACCUUUACGAUUUUUCUUAUUGCAUGAAUCUCUUGCAAUAUUUAUAAAAUCGUGUAACAAAUUUGGUCUUUCAAUGAAUUUUGCAUCAUUAUCUAAAAAUAAGUAAUUAUUUUUUUAAUCAAGUAGUAUCAUACGCAUACAUUUUGUUCGUUAAUUGAUACUACUUACUUGAUAGGGGAUGUAAGAAAUAAUUUCUCUACUUUUUCUACAAACUUAGAGGAUUUUACAUUCUGAUAGCUAGGUCGUAUGCUGUUAUAAACUUCCUGAAGCCAGACAUGGCAUAAUUUAUUAUAACAUUAAACAUAUUUUUGUUACUAGUAUGUAAUUGGCUACUUGCCGGUUGUGAUUUUUCGUUUAUCUAUAAGGUCAUCAAUUCUAGAAUCAUAUACCGAUAUUAUUAAUGUAAUAUCACAAACAAUAUUUAAUCCUUUAUUUUUCCGCGCUGCGAGAUUUAUAUAAAGUGAAAACUUUGAUAUAAUAGAUUCAAACUUUAAAAGCGUUAAUUCUUUGCAUGCUCAUUUUUAAUUAUUCGUAACAAUCACAAUGUAGGUUAUUUAUUAUUUUCUGAAUAUUUUAUGUACUAAAAAGUAUGAUCCACUAUUUGAAAAUCAAAUGUAAAUAUUUAUUUCUAAUUAAAAAAGACAGAGUGCAAAGGAAUUACAUGUAUACAUCACAUUAGAAUUAUAUAAUUGCAUUGUUAUCAAAUCAGUUAUUUAGUAACAUACUUUUAUGUGAAACGCAUAAUAUUUGCAUGGAUAACUUAUCUAUUUGAAAGUAUAUACCGUUUAGAAAUUGAACAUAAUUAUAAAAACAAUGGAUUUCCAUGAAGUAUUGGAACUAACUAACUACUGUUGAAAAUAUUAAUAAGCGCUGUGAUUAUAAAACUUAAAUUUUUUCAAGUCUUUUUAUUUUUGUAUAUAAAAGAUAAAAAGGUACAAGACUGUUAGUGUCUUCAAUUUGAUCCCAUUUAACACAUUUCAAGAGACAAAUUGUAUCAUAAAUAAUCUGGUUUAAACUUUAAGUUAAUAUCUAGUAAUAUAACGUUAUCUAGAUUUUUUUAGUACCACAUAUUUUGUGUUUAAUGGGGAAACUAGAAUAAUAAUAAAGAGGGAAAGAAUAAAAACUAGGAACUUUGAAUUAAAAACAAUAAUUGUCUUGAAAUGUAUCACUGUCUGUUUACAUUUUUAUAAAUAUUUCAAAAUAACUUUUACAAUUAGUUUAAAGCAACAUAUAAUACAAGUUGUUCUACAAACUUAUAUUAAAUUUUGAAAAUCAAAGUUGCUAGAAAAAGUAAUUGAGCUGAUAUCCACAAGAGAGAUACAACAUAAUCUUAAAGUAUUGUGUUUUAUUUUUAGCAAUUCUUUAAAGCAUUUCUAAACUGUCAACACAUUAAGGACCGCUAAGAAAUCUGUAAGACAUACGCCUAAGACCACACGUUUUUGGGCAAACUGGAAUAUUACUAAACUCAUCGUAAUUUAAUUAUUUAUGAAGCAAUUUUUGUGAAACUUUCAGAAAUUGUAAAAUAAGAUGCAUUUUAGGUAUUAUUGAAAAAAAUUAUGUUUUUAAUAAUAAUCAUAACUUUUUUAUUUAAAAAAUAAAUUUGUACUAGUAACGGCCCGCGUUGGCGGUCGGGCCAGGUAGUCUAUGAAAGCGUGAAGCACCGGGAAAUAAGUGAAAAAAAAACAUGAAGGCAAUCGAGUUUAAUACAUUGACUAUUGAUGUAAAUACUUAAAUAGACAAAGUAGAUGCAAUGUAUCAAACUAGGUGACAUCUAAAGACAGCGUGUAGAAAG
Messenger RNA from Hylaeus anthracinus, 3245 nucleotides. RefSeq names its product ras-related C3 botulinum toxin substrate 1-like. Gene Ontology annotation, biological process: small GTPase-mediated signal transduction. Gene Ontology annotation, molecular function: GTP binding; GTPase activity. The record is from RefSeq and is a predicted model, not a curated record. The transcript is spliced from 3 exons. The coding region runs from base 506 to 1330 and encodes 274 amino acids. NCBI's taxonomy places the organism in Eukaryota, Metazoa, Arthropoda, Insecta, Hymenoptera, Colletidae.